Messenger RNA from Cucurbitaria berberidis CBS 394.84, 941 nucleotides. Its product is annotated as RNA binding protein-like protein Tma22. Bases 70 to 636 code for a protein of 188 amino acids. Lineage: Eukaryota; Fungi; Ascomycota; Dothideomycetes; Pleosporales; Cucurbitariaceae. The record is from RefSeq and is a predicted model, not a curated record. The transcript has 4 exons. Gene Ontology annotation, molecular function: translation initiation factor activity; mRNA binding. Gene Ontology annotation, biological process: formation of translation preinitiation complex; translation reinitiation.
AGCGUCCCGCAUAGCAUUCCUCUACCACCUAACUUAUCGCGCACCCGAUUUACGGUAGAUAUACACACGAUGUCUGCCGACACAUUACCGAAGGUCGUCUACUGUGGAGAAGUAUGCAGUUUACCUCCUGAAUACUGCGAAUUUGGAGGCACCACGAAGAAAUGCGAAGAAUGGCUUGAGGAGGCGCACCCCGAUCUGCACAGCAAGCUCUAUUCAGCAGAAGUGUUACAACAAAACAUGUCCGCCCUCUCCGUAGACGCCCAAAAACGCGCAGAGAAGGACGCACAGAAGAAAGCCGCCAAAGCCGCUACCGCUGAAGCACGAGCUGCCGAAACACGAGCUUCCUCCAAGAUUUUGAUCAAGCGCAUCGAGCGUAAUAAGCGUAAAUACGUGACCGCCGUACAAGGCCUCGAGGCUUUCGGGCUAGAUAUCAAGAAGGUGGCCAAGGACUUUGGCAAGAAGUUUGCGACAGGCAGUAGUGUGACAAAGAUACCGGGUGGUGGCGAGGAGAUCACGGUACAGGGUGAUCUGAGCGAGGACAUCUUGGAGUUCCUGGUGGACAAGUAUGAGGAGGUUCCAGAGGACAAUGUGGAAUUGAUCGAAGACAAGAAGAAGAAGAAGACCGAAGUAGUUUGAGCGUCUCGAUGGGCUAGACGAACCAGAAUACCAUACCGAGGAUGUCAAGUCUGAUGACUAGCAAGCGCGUAUCAGCAUUGUUAGUUGGGAAUCACUUCUUCUUCUGUUCAACAAGCAUGACCUAGUGAUGGGGCUUCGAAGGUGGAAUCCUUUGGUAAGCGAGCCGUGGAAUAUACAGGGUGUAUAGCAGGCACCGUCGAUCUCUAGAAGACGAGUGAGACAUACAAGUCAUGUGCAAAUUACUACUACGUCUCGAAGUAGUCGCAAAUCUUCAAGUCAUGAUGUGCUGUAGAUCACUGGAACCC